Melopsittacus undulatus (budgerigar) is the source of this 5153-nucleotide messenger RNA. RefSeq names its product osteomodulin (gene OMD). NCBI's taxonomy places the organism in Eukaryota, Metazoa, Chordata, Aves, Psittaciformes, Psittaculidae. The coding region runs from base 270 to 1520 and encodes 416 amino acids. The record is from RefSeq and is a predicted model, not a curated record. Gene Ontology annotation, molecular function: protein binding. The transcript has 3 exons.
UGACACAGCAGCUACAGAAACUGAUGAUGUGGCAAAAGUCUUUUUUCUUUACUGGCAAAUCAGAAGGGGGCUAAGGCUAUUAUUUCACUUCGCCUUUCCACAAGGCUCCUCACCACAAAACAUGGCUUAGAGACAUCUUUUGUUCCUCCAUCUGGGUUAGGCUGUUCCUCAGAUGAUUUCACCAGCGAGUAACUUGCUGCCCGCUACAACUUGAGCUUCACGGACUUCCAAAGAGUAAGUUUGCUUGGAUACAACCUACAAAUUUAACCAUGGGAAUUCUGAGCCAACUAUCAAUCAUUCACGUCCUUUGGGCUGCUACAGUCUUUUGUCAAUAUGUAGACUAUGAUUUUGAGGAUGAAUAUGAUGACGUGCCAGAUCAACACCCAUUUUAUUUUAAUCCAAGUACACAAGAUGAAGUUCCUCGCUUUCCUUUUCCAGUUGAGUGUGCCAGAGAAUGCUUUUGUCCACCAGCUUUUCCAUUAUCAAUGUACUGUGAUCAUCGUAAACUUAAGAUGAUACCAAAUAUCCCUAGUCACGUCCAACAACUUUAUCUGCAAAGCAAUGAUAUUGAAGCUGUGCCUGCAGGACCAUUCUCUAAUGUUACCUUCCUAAGAGAAAUUAACCUCAGCCAUAACAAAAUCAAAUUUCAUAUGAUCGACCAUGGCGUUUUUGCCAAACUUCCAAACUUACUGCAAAUUCAUUUACAACAUAAUGAAUUAGAAGAAUUUCCAUUCCCACUCCCUAGCUCUCUAGAGAGACUCUUCCUUGGUUUCAAUAAGAUUUCUCAGCUAUCUGGAAAUGCACUGGAAGGAUUACCUAACAUAACCAUGCUUGACCUUUGCAAUAACUUUCUUGACGACUCAGUACUCAAAGGAAAACCCUUUUCAAACAUGAAAAAUUUAAUGCAGCUAAACUUAUGCAACAAUAAAUUGCAGACUAUGCCCCCUGAUCUACCAUCAUCACUUAUGUAUCUCUCUCUUGAAAAUAACUCAAUUUCUUAUGUUCCAGAAAACUAUUUCAACAGACUUCCGAAAAUCAUUGCGCUAAGAAUGUCUCGCAAUAACCUGCAGAACAUUCCACGCAACACUUUUAAUCUACCCAACCUUCUGGAACUUAAUCUUGGACAUAACAAAUUGAAACAAGUUUUCUAUAUUCCAAGAAGUUUGCAGCAUUUGUAUAUCGAAGACAAUGACAUUGAAUUCAUAAAUGUUACUUUGAUGUGUCCAUCUAUCGAUCCACUGAACACCAACCAAUUAACCUAUAUACGAGUGGACCAAAAUAAGCUUACAGUUCCAAUCAGCACAUAUGCUUUCUUUUGCUUCCCUCACAUUCGAACCAUUUAUUAUGGUGAACAAAAUAUUAAUGCCAACAAAUCAACUCAACUAAGAAUGACUGUGUUCCGACGAUUUUUAACACCAGAAGAAUACCAUGAAGCAGAUGACGACAAUGAAAUACAGGAUCACGAAACUGAAGAAGAUCAUGAAGCUGAAGACAACUAUUUUCAUCCAUACUUUCAGUGAAGUAAUCAUCAUUAAUGAGAAUAUAUAGAAAGUGUUACUUAGUUGUAGGAUAUUCAUAUCCACUAUAGAACAGUAGGAUAGUUUGAGAUAUUUAAGAUACAUCUAUAAAGUGGAGAUAAGAUUUUAGUGUAGGUAAAAGCCUGUUAUUGAUGAAGUAAAAAUCAUAAUACUAGGAGCAAAGAGCACCUCAGCAUUAGUUAGCAACCUAAUACACAACCUGGGUUGAUGAUGGACCCAUCCUUAGGAUGAGCAGCGUUAAGUUGAAGAAAAUAGGCCUGAAAAAGCUUUUAUGUUCUAAAGUGAUCCAGCUUGCAAAAUUAUUAAAAUACAAAUUAAUGUCAUGCUCAAUAGCAACAAGUGAAUAAGGCAAACAUCUGUCCAGCUACACACUAGAGAAAACAAGAGACAGACACGCUAGAGAAAAUAAGAGGGUGAGAUCACAGAGAUGCUUCCACAAGGUUCCUUCACAACUUCCAGAAAUAAAGAUGUUUCUUCUUCCAAUUUCUAAUUUGACAGGGAAAAAAAUCCAACUGAGUUUCAAAUCUGCCUCAUAUUAUGUUUGCAGUGCCCUGCCAACACGUAUUAUAACACAUACUUCUCAGCUUGUACCUCAACUACCACAACUCAUUCAAAUCAAAGGAGAUUGUAGUUUACUAGUAAUAUAGGCAACAAAUGACCACUUAGAAUUUAGGGAAAAUUAUGUGCAUUAACACAACUGAACCACUAGCAUUUACAUUUCACCUAUGCUUUUUCCAUUAUUUUAGAAGGCAAAUUAAAAUGUGUUUGUUCUUUUUAUUAUAAUUGUUCAUAAUGUAGCACUGGUAUAAAUAGUAGCUUUUUUUUAACUAUUAAUUUAGACUAUUCCUCUCCAUAAUUCAUACCCAUUAGCUAUACUCUUUACAGUAGAACAAAAAUUGAUUAAAGCAAUCUAAAGAAAAGUACUACAUACUAUUCAAGCUAUGCAGGGUUUUUUUUGUUAUGUCUUAUGCCUAGAACAGAUCCAAAUAUCUACAGGGUAGGGUAAUACUAAAGGGCACUUGACUGCUUUCAUUUUAUUUAAAGUCUUUAUUGUUCAGUAUUUUGUUCCUGAUAAAUCUUUGUUAGCUGUGAGGAAGGAUCACAAUUUUCGACAAGAAAAACAAGUGAUAGCACAAAGUGGAACCAUACAUCAUACUACCAACUUUGUUUUAAGCAUACAAAACCUAAAAUGUGGGCAAACUUGUAUUAGUAUUUCUAAAACCUUUCAGACAGGUUUGGUUGUUACUUUUGCAAUUUCAGUAAUUUUUGGAAAUCCAUCUUAGUUUUUUUGGUUUCUGAUACAACAACUACAGUAUUAACAAAAUGAAAAUACUUACUGACACUUUCUUUUAAUGGAAAGAAAUUCCCCAUAAGCCCAUGGUUAUAACCUUUAAGAAUAUAUACAGCCUUUAAGAACAACUGGUGUAAAAAUUAGUGGAUACAAAUUUUACUAUACCAUUAUCAAGUUGUGGGCCUUCAGUCAACCCAAGUAAUUGAUUCUUUCUAUCUUUUCCCUUUUUUUAUUUACUUUCUGAACAGAUAUAAUAUUAAUGGUGAAACAUUUUAUUCUUACCCCACACAUUUACAGUGCUGCAGUACCAGCCUCAAGUACUUCUGGCUUCAUGAAGGAGGAAUAUAUGUUCAUUAUUUAAAUAGUGUUACUUACAGUAUAUACACAUCUAUAACUUUAUAAUUCUAUUAAUAGAAACAUGUUGCAUACUAAGGAACCUUUAUAAAUUUUCAACUACUUCAGAUUUUAAGCAUAAGUGAAUAGAGCACAAAAUGCAAAUCUAAACUAAUAGAGGCUCUUUUGAAAGGCUUGCUGAGCUUUUAAAAAGCUAUUCAUUUACAUUAUUCAAAUAUAGUACAAGUAUCGUAUCUUAUCACAAACUUUCUUUUAAAAAACAUUUCUGAAGCAAAAUGCAGCUUUAAAGUGGAAUUAAAGAUACUGACUUUGUAGAAAUUAGUUAUAUUCACUUCUUAAAGUUUAAAUAUAAGUCAAACCAAUAAUAAUUGAAAACUUUCUAGCUGUCUUAUUACACUAAUCUCAUUCAUAUGGAACAUAGAAUUGUAUUGCACUUUUCAUUCAUUAGUAUUAUCACAUCUCAUCUGUGGCAAAUACAAUGCUUAUUUAAUAAAGAUUUUAGGGUUCUCAAGGAACAAAAUACUUCCUAAUCUUAUGUCUGUAUUAGAGACAAAAGAAAAAUAUAAUAAAGUUCAAAAUUAAUGGAAUAUCUAGAUAAAUAUUGUUUGCUCUGGUAAGGCAUAAUUACAUAUGGCAUAAUUAGAAAAAUAUCAGAGAAAGGCAGUAACAUCACCAAGAGUAAGGAAUAUUUUCUAUAAAAGCAACACUGAGUAGCCAGAACUGACCAGUUCAGAAAAAGAAAUGGCUAUGGGGAGAUACAGAAAUUAUCUGCAAAACUGAGUUGCAUAUGCAGCAUGGGUCUGGGGAUCAGCAGCUCCAGAGCAAGACCAAGGAGCCAUCAAAGGAAGCAAGUAUGUACCAGGUACAAAGUAGACAAACAAAAGUUUGCAAGCAAUGAACAGUCAGCCCAUUAAACUGGAUGCCUGGGAAAACAUUGGACACAGCAGCAAUUUCCUACAUUUCAAGGGAAGACUGGAUAAAUAAUUGCAUUUCUUGGAAGAAAGGUUGUUAAACAGACAAAGCACAGUAGGUACAAAAGUGCUGAGCUGAAAAUUGCUGGAGAAUGGAAGAAUAUUGGGACACAGGAUGAGACAAGAAUCAUGCAUGUUUAUCCUGUUCUCAGUCUUCCCAAAGCUUAUGACCACUGCUGAAGACAGGAUAUUCUAACACAAACCUUAAUUUUGAAUUCCACACCCCGUUCUAUGUUCUCACUAUCCUGGACUAAGUUAACAUGCUGGUAUUGCUCUUCACUAUUAAUAAAUUCUUAUUGCCUAGAUAUAGUUGAAUUUUAAACUUUUUUUUUUUUAAGCACUAUCAACUAUGGUUAGAUGCCAAGGCAUAGUCUAGUCAAAUUUGGGAACAGCAUGUGCUCCACGUUGCAGUGUUCUGUAGCAGAGAGGCUUCACUACUGAUUCAGGUACACAGAGCAGCACAGAUGUGUGCAGAGUUCUGCAUAAACCAAAUUAUACCGCUACAUAACCACAUAUAUUUUGCUAUUAAAACAUAUUUGCUUCAUGUUUCUACUGGUAUUUAUUCUCAGAAUAUUAAAGAGUCUUUUUAAGCAGGAAACAGAUUCAUAAACUGAGAACUAAACAUGUAUUAAAAUGCUUAUUUUAUCAGUAACAGCAAAACCUAAUGAGUAUUCAACAGCUUAACUGAUUUCUUCACAACAGAGUCAGUAAACAAAUACCUUUUUUUCUUCCCCACAAUCCAUCUCAUUGUAUGGUAUUUGUAGGGUAUUAUUGUAGGGUAUUGUAAAAAUUGAAAUAAAGAGAAGUAACAGUAGUUUAAUCUGACUGGUUACAUUUGGUCCUUAGGCCUCAAAACAGUGAGAAUGUAUUUCACCUUUUACCAUUUUGUGUUACUGAUGGUAUUUAAUACUUAUAAAGCUUACUCUGUGAGAUACUUACUUCAGUGUGCUGAUAAUAAAAGUUACUUGGAUUAGGAAAGAAACUCCUCUACAAAAACCA